Messenger RNA from Esox lucius (northern pike), 5576 nucleotides. It is a transcript of the gene ppfia2, whose product is annotated as PTPRF interacting protein alpha 2. NCBI's taxonomy places the organism in Eukaryota, Metazoa, Chordata, Actinopteri, Esociformes, Esocidae. The record is from RefSeq and is a predicted model, not a curated record. Gene Ontology annotation, molecular function: protein binding. Bases 296 to 4183 code for a protein of 1295 amino acids. The transcript is spliced from 34 exons. Gene Ontology annotation, biological process: synapse organization. Gene Ontology annotation, cellular component: presynaptic active zone.
UCGCUUCUCCCAUCCGAAUUUGUAACAUGCCAUAUUUUUACCAAUGGGUAUAUCUGGAAAACCAAAUGUCAUCACGGAACAGGGCAAUUUUACGUUUUUGAAAAUGCCAGCGGUUUCUACAGCCGCACCUUUUAUUGGAGAUUUCUCGUCAUUGCGUUUUGCACGAAAAGCUUCAUCCUAGGACUGGAUUGGCGGCGAAUGGUCCCAGCUGUGCGGUUCGGUUAACUCGCAGAGACCGCAGUUGUCAUUGAUCGGUUGAAGGAGCCUACAUCUAGUCACGGAAUAAACCGGCGAGAUGAUGUGCGAGGUGAUGCCCACCAUCAGCGAGGACACGGCGCUGAACCAGCGGGGCUCCCAGAGCAGCGCCUCGGACCCAGAUUCUCACUUUGAGCAGCUGAUGGUCAACAUGCUGGAUGAGAGGGACCGGCUUUUGGACACACUGAGGGAGACCCAGGAGAGCCUGGGGCUAUCCCAGCAACACCUUGAGGACGUCAUCUACGACCGGGACUCGCUACAGCGCCAGCUCACCUCUGCCCUGCCACAGGAGUUUGCGGCCUUGACCAAGGAGCUGAACGCGUGCCGGGAGAACCUUCUGGAGAAGGAGGAGGAGAUCUCAGAGCUCAAGGCGGAGAGGAACAACACCAGGCUGCUUCUUGAGCAUCUGGAGUGCCUGGUGUCCAGACAUGAGCGGUCGCUACGCAUGACUGUGGUCAAGCGGCAGGCCCAGUCCCCCUCUGGCGUGUCCAGUGAAGUGGAGGUCCUCAAAGCGCUCAAGUCCCUGUUCGAGCACCACAAAGCUCUAGAUGAGAAGGUGAGAGAGAGACUGCGGGUGUCACUAGAGAGGGUUUCAGCAUUGGAGGAGGAGCUUGCUUCAGCCAACCAGGAGAUUGUGGCCUUAAGGGAGCAGAAUGCUCACAUCCAGAGGAAGGUGGCGUCGGGGGAUGGGUCAGAGGGCAUCCUGGAGGGUACUGACGCCAGCCAGAAGGCGCACAGCAAGCGUCUGUCCAAUGGCUCUAUGGAGUCGGCCCAUGAGGCCAGCCAGGUGGUGGAGCUCCAGGACCUUCUGGAGAAGCAGAACUAUGAGCUGGCCCAGAUGAAGGAGCGCAUGUCCUCCCUGUCCUCGCGUGUCUCUGAGGUGGAGCAGGAGCUAGACACCGCCCGCAAGGACCUCAUUAAGACGGAGGAGAUGAGCACCAAGUACCAGAGGGACAUCAAAGAGGUGAGAAGAGAGGCGAUGUGUCAGAAGGAGGACAUGGAAGAACGGAUUGUCACUCUGGAGAAGCGGUACCUCAGCGCCCAGCGGGAGUCCACCUCACUACAUGACAUCAGCGACAAACUGGAGAAUGAGCUAGCCAAUAAGGAAGCCUUCCUCAGACAGAUGGAGGAUAAGAACAGGCAGCUGCAGGAGCGUUUGGAACUAGCCGAGCAGAAGCUACAGCAGACCAUGAGGAAGGCUGAGACCUUGCCGGAAGUGGAGGCUGAACUGGCCCAGAGAAUAGCAGCACUCACCAAGUCUGACUCGAGCACCGCCUCGUCUCCUGAUGAUUGUCUGUUUGUUAUGGAAGCUAAACUCCAAGACAUGAACUCCAUUCUUAGGAAGGCGGAGGAGCGCCAUGGCAGCAUUGAGGAACGCAUGAGGCACUUGGAGGGCCAGUUGGAGGAGAAGAACCAGGAGCUGCUCAGAGCUCGACAGAGAGAAAAAAUGAACGAGGAACACAACAAGCGCCUGUCGGACACGGUGGACAGACUCCUCACAGAGUCCAACGAACGUCUACAGCUCCACCUGAAGGAGAGGAUGGCUGCUCUGGAGGAGAAGAAUGUUUUAAUACAAGACUCGGAAAGCUACAGAAAACAGUACGAGGAUUCAAUCCAUGAAAAAACUCAUCUGGCUGAUGAGAUAGACAAGCUGAGAUCAGAGCUGGACCAGUACCGCCUGAGAACAGGGUCCCUCACAGAACCCACUCUGUCACGGUACGGGUCUCACCUAGACACAUCAGGGGAGCUCCGCUACUCCCUGGGCUCCCUGGCUGAGACCCAGUCAGACCACUACCGGUCAGCCAAGGUCAUUCGCAGGCCCAGGAGAGGCCGCAUGGGGCUCCGCAGGGACGAGAGCAAGGCCAAGUCACUGGGGGAGCACGAGUGGCGCUCUCAGCAGCUAGGCCUCUUGGGUAGCCACCCGUUUGAAAGUGAGAUGUCGGACAUGUCGGACAUUGACGACGAUGACCGGGAGACCAUGUUCAGCUCCAUGGACCUGCUGUCCCCCGGCGGUCACUCGGACGCCCAGACCUUGGCCAUGAUGCUGCAGGAGCAGCUGGAUGCCAUCAACAAGGAGAUCCGUCUGAUCCAGGAGGAGAAGGAGUCCACUGAACUACGGGCGGAGGAGAUUGAGAACCGUGUAGCCAGCGUCAGCCUGGAAGGUCUCAACCUGGCUCGCAUGCACCACCCCGGAGCAUCCAUAACCGCCUCGGCCACUGCCUCCUCCCUGGCCUCCUCCUCCCCGCCCAGUGGUCACUCGACCCCCAAACUGGACCACCGCAGCACGACAGACAUGGAGCGUAUGGGCAUUAUGACCUUGCCCAGUGAUUUGAGGAAACAUAGAAGAAAGAUUGCAGCCACUGAUGACGACGGCCAGGACAAGGCUACUAUCAAGUGUGAGACGUCCCCUCCCCCGACACCCCGGACCGUACGCAUGACCCACACACUGCCAGCCUCCUCAAACAACGACGCCCGGGGAAUUGCUGCCAGUCUGGAAGCAGAAGCCAGUGCCCUGAGCAGUGUAGCCAGCAGUCAGGACUCCAUCAACAAGCAGCCCAAGAAGAAAGGCAUCAAAUCCUCCAUCGGACGCCUGUUUGGCAAGAAGGAGAAGACCAGGCUGGCACAGCUGCAUGCGCACAGGGAGGCCAUUGGGCAGAGCCAAGGUGUGUCUGAUUCCGACCUGGGCCAGGACAUGGCUGUGGGCAAGCUGGGGACUCAGGCUGAGAAGGACCGACGGCUGAAAAAGAAGAGCGGACAUGAGCUGUUGGAAGAGGCGAGGAAAAGGGGCUUACCUUUCGCCCAAUGGGAUGGGCCUACGGUGGUGGCCUGGCUGGAGCUGUGGCUGGGAAUGCCCGCGUGGUACGUGGCAGCGUGUCGUGCCAACGUCAAGAGUGGUGCCAUCAUGUCUGCCCUGUCGGACACAGAGAUCCAGAGGGAGAUCGGCAUCAGCAACCCCCUCCACCGCCUCAAACUACGACUGGCCAUCCAGGAGAUGGUCUCUCUCACCAGCCCCUCCGCCCCGCCAACCUCCAGAACCCCGUCAGGCAAUGUAUGGGUGACCCACGAGGAAAUGGAGACACUUGCUGCACCCUCCUCCAAAACGAGGACCGGGGAGUCUGAGGAGGGAAGCUGGGCACAGACUCUAGCCUAUGGUGACAUGAACCAUGAAUGGAUAGGGAAUGAGUGGCUGCCCAGUCUAGGACUACCUCAGUACCGCAGCUACUUCAUGGAGUGCCUGGUGGAUGCCCGCAUGCUGGACCACCUCACGAAGAAGGACCUCAGGGUGCAUCUCAAAAUGGUGGACAGCUUUCACAGGACAAGUUUGCAGUAUGGCAUUAUGGGACUCAAGAAGCUCAACUAUGACAGGAAAGAGCUGGAGAGACGCCGAGAGCAAAGCCAGCAUGAAAUGAGAGAUGUGCUGGUCUGGAGCAACGAGCGGGUGAUCCGCUGGGUUCAGAGCAUCGGCCUGAGGGACUACGCCAACACCCUGCUGGAGAGUGGUGUGCACGGGGCCCUGGUUGCCCUUGACGACAACUUCGACUACAGCAGCCUGGCGCUACUCCUCCAGAUUCCCAACCAAAGUACUCAGGCACGUCAGAUUCUGGAGAGGGAGUAUAAUAACCUGCUGGCACUGGGCACUGAGAGACGGCUGGAUGAGUAUGAAGAUAAGGACCUACGGGGCCCGUCGUGGAGGAGGCAGUUCCCCCCGCGGGAUGUCCAUGGGAUCAGUAUGAUGCCCGGCUCCGCAGAGACUCUCCCUGCUGGCUUCCGGGUCACCACGGGUUCACACUCCCGUAGACUGCCCCCCGAGGUGCUCUAUGAGGCGCUGGAUGACAGUCCUGACGACAUGUAUUUGGACUGGUUUCAAGUUGGCCCCUCAGCAGUGCAGCGUCUGGACAGCUCUACAGUGAGGACCUACUCCUGCUGAGGGAGCAGAGAGAGUGUAAGCUGUCCAGAUACUGUAUGUAGAUCAGGUCUUACUGUACCUUGGAGCUGCUAGACGGGUCAACCUGCCUGGAACAAUCUGACGUGACACACUGCCAAGAAGCCCUCCUACCCACCCACGAGUACGCAACCCAGCCACGCCUCCCAAAAGAGAGGGGGGGGGGGCAAGCGAGGGGUGCCUCCUACCAAGCUGCCCCCCUCUGCCCUUACAAGCCAAGGCAAGGUCCCCUGAAACCUGGGCACUUCCGGUUCCCCGCAGGCUGUCCUGUUGUCACCGUUUCUACCUUUUACAUGUCCAAUAACUUGUUAAAGCAUAACGUACUGUGUAUUUCUUCUACCAGAAGAUGUGUAGGUUAUCUGUAAAUUAUUAUAAAUAUGACGUUUUUAAUAUAUACACACAUCUAUAUUACAAAAAAAAGGAAAGAGAAAAGAUAUUCCACAGAGUUUGUGCAAAUAAAUCCCCCUGAUCUUAAAACAUUUCUUCCUAAUUCCCCGAGAGACCAUUUUGUACAUACUGUUAUUUUUCCAUUGUGCCGUCGAACGUGUGUUGCACCGUGGAGAGAGACUGUCUACUUGGUCUUCAACUGAGCCCCGUCCAGCUGUUUAAGCCUGCCCUCUAGUGGUGUGUACAGCUCCAUGUAUCUGCCUCACUAUCAAUCAUUUACAGCCCCCCCCCCCCCCCCCAUUUUCAUGAUCAAGACGGAUCCCGUCUCAUAGCAAAGCAUUCUGGGAGGACACAGGAAAGCACUGUGAAGCCUACUGGUUAUGUGACAAGCACUUUGGCACUACUAAAGAAACUCCGGACUAUAACCGUUCCACAAUGUUACCACCUCAGCUCAGAGAUCAAUUACCACCGGGAAUGUUCUCCAUUCACUGAUGCUCUCAGUCCGCUACAAUGCCUUGACAGUAAGUCAGGAUACACACGUAGUAUCUGGGACAUUUUACACGCAGCCAAGCUGGCCUUUCUAUUGCCGUAGUGGUCUGGUGCUGAGCAUCACUGAGAAAUAACUGAAAGACAGAAUGCUUAGAUCAUAGUGUGUGCGUGUAGAGUGUAUAUGAACAUGUUGAAGUGAGGUGAAUUUUAAUGGCAAACCUGUUGCUUGCUGUGACUUACAUUGGUGUAACUGUUAACUCUUUGUUUCUGUCAGAGUUGCCAGGGUAACCUAUUGUACAGCCCUUCUAUCUGUCUUUUAGUUAUUUCUGAUGAAGUACUUGAUCAAAUUUUAUUUUAGUUUUUACAUCCUUGAUUUGCACGAUCAAAGAAUAAUUUUAUUUUGUGUCCUUUUUUUUAUUUAUUAAUAAUUGUAUUUUGGUCAAAACUAAGUGGUGAUCAAACUCAUUUUCAUUGUCAAUAAAAAAUACUGUCAGUGAAUUUA